Messenger RNA from Photinus pyralis (common eastern firefly), 1303 nucleotides. Its product is annotated as retinol-binding protein pinta-like. The record is from RefSeq and is a predicted model, not a curated record. Lineage: Eukaryota; Metazoa; Arthropoda; Insecta; Coleoptera; Lampyridae. The transcript has 5 exons. Gene Ontology annotation, molecular function: phosphatidylinositol bisphosphate binding. Gene Ontology annotation, cellular component: membrane. Bases 16 to 927 code for a protein of 303 amino acids.
GUAGAUCCCACUACGAUGAACAAUAACGUCUUAAAUACUUCUAAAGAGCAAGAUUUAAAUGAAGAUAGUGUAAGCGUACAAAAUGAUUUGGAAAAGAUUCGAGAGUGGUUAAAAAAACAACCCCACCUGAAUGUCAGAGACGAUGACGCAUCGUUGUUAAUAUUUCUAAGAAGCUCAAAGUAUAGUAUCCAACGUACUAAAGAAAAACUCGACAAUUACUACUCCAUGAUCACCUUACUUCCAGAGAUCUUUGACGAUCUAGACCCAUUCGCGCCUGAUAUUCAAGCGCUUUUAAAUGUCGGCACUAUGGUACCACUGCCAAAUACCUUUGGUAAAUGUGGACCUAGAAUUAUUUUGUGCGGGUAUGGUUAUGAUCCCGUUCUGGUACCGUACACCACCAUUGUGAAAGCGUCUCUAAUGAUAUACGAUAUUCUAAUGGCCGAGGAUCUGAAUACUGUUGCAUUCGGUGUUUACAUGGUGAUCGACUUAAAAAGGUUUUCACUAAAAUAUGCCUUACAAUUAACUCCGACUAUUGUGACUCAGCACCUCUACUGCAUUGAAACAGGAUACCCUCUGAGACUCAAAGGUAUGCAGAUCGAAAAUUGCCCAUCAGCUUUGGACGUUACAGUUAAAAUAGUGAAAGCUUGUUUAAAGGGUAAAGUUAGCAACAGAUUGCAUGUGUACAGGGAGGAUAGCAAUCUUCAAAAGGAAAUUACCCUUGAAAUGUUGCCCAUCGAGUAUGGUGGAACAAAUGGAUCAAUUAAAGAGCUGGGAGCAAUUUGGAAAAAGAAAAUGGAAUCCUAUAGAGACUGGUUUAGAGAUAACGCUAAAUACAAAACUAAUGAAAAUCUUCGUCCCGGCCCAGCGAAAAGCAGUGCCAGUGAGCUUGGAAUCGACGGAUCGUUUAGAAAAUUAGCAGUUGAUUAAUUAAGUUUUCACAAAUUGUACUUUUGACUAUUGCCCUCAGAAAAUCUCAACCAAUCAUAUUAAAUGCAUAUUACAGAAAUCACCUAGCAACAGACAAAUAUCCUCGAGUAUUCAUGCACUGUGCAAUACCCGCGGGUAUUGCUUAUGUGUAAAUACAAAAAUGAAACUUACCUACAUAAAUAAUUCCAAAUUGUAUUAACGAAAAUUACAAUUUGUAAAAUGGCAAUUUGUAACUGAACCCAUGCUUAUUUUCGGUUUCAUGAUGCUAUUUGAAAAACCAUGUCUUUGAAAGGAUCGAAACAAACAUUAUAUUCUUCUUAUCUUGCAAAAUUUUUGUCGGGCAAUAGUCAUCCCGUAUAUCCCUCGUGCACGCCAA